Molecule: messenger RNA, 342 nt
Organism: Cooperia oncophora
Lineage: Eukaryota; Metazoa; Nematoda; Chromadorea; Rhabditida; Trichostrongylidae
Source: the annotation of a GenBank genome assembly
AUGUUGCCGUUUCUAGAAUGGAUUGUGUUCCUGUGUGUGCUUCAAACGACCCAAUCGUUCUCCCUGAUUGAUCGCAUAUGCAAAAUCAAUAGUUCCUUCGACAGGUGCGCUUCACGGGCCAAACAAGGAGAUACAAACAACGGAACACACUCCAAAUGGAUUCGUGCGGACGAGCUGUCAGAAGAAGACCAAAAGUUCCUAAGACUGGCUAGACAAACUGGAGACGAUCCCUACGUCUGUCCAAAGCCGUUUCGGUUCAAAACCUAUGCAGAGCAGGCAGUGGAGUUCUGCAUUCGAUACAAAGAUCAGAAAAGGCGUGGCAAAUGGCGGUCAUUUACGUGA